Molecule: messenger RNA, 3696 nt
Organism: Triticum turgidum subsp. durum (durum wheat)
Lineage: Eukaryota; Viridiplantae; Streptophyta; Magnoliopsida; Poales; Poaceae
Source: the annotation of a GenBank genome assembly
AUGGAGGCGACCGCGUUGAGCAUCGGCAAGUCCGUGCUGAGCGGGGCCCUUGGCCUCGCCAAGUCCGCCGUUGCGGAGGAGGUGGCCCUGCAGCUGGGAGUACAGCGCGACAAGGCCUUCGUCACGGACGAGCUGGAGAUGAUGCAGUCUUUCUUGAUGGUGGCGCAUGAUGAGCAAGGCGAGCACAACAAGGUGGUCAGGACCUGGGUGAAGCAGGUCCGCGACGUCGCCUAUGACGUCGAGGAUUCGCUCCAGGAUUUUGUUGUUCGUGUGGACAAACUGUCUUGGUGGCGCAUCCCUUGCAUGCUUCUCGAUCGUCGCCAUGUUGCCAAGCAGAUGAAGGAGCUGAGGACCAAGGUCGUGGACGUGAGCCAGAGAAACUUGCGCUACGGCCUCAUCAAGGGGUCUAGCUCCACUCAGCCUGCUGCUGAUGCUGCCCCUACUGCUGCUGAUGCUGCUAUGUUUGGCGUUGAUGAAGCAAGGCAAGCUGCGAAGCAACACCAAUCAAGAUCGGAUCUUGCCUGGCUGAUCAGCACAGAGGGUGAUGACCAAAUUGGAGUCAUUGGUGUAUGGGGAACAAGUGGCAGUGUUGGGCACAGCUCCAUCAUCUCGGAGGCCUAUGAGAAUCCAAAUAUCAAACUUAGUUUUCCAUGCCGAGCGUGGGUCAGGGUGGAGCGGCCUUUCCAUCCAAACGAAUUUGUCCGGAGUAUAAUGGAACAGUUUCGAGCAACUGCCAUAGGUGUGGUUGAUUUUCCAUUGGAACUAGAGGCGGAGAAGGCGAGGCAUGAGUUUGCUCAUGAGUACAGUCGAUAUGUCAACAAGAAGAGGUAUCUGAUCGUUCUUACCGGAUUAUCCACCAUUGAAGAAUGGCAUCGAAUCAAAACUUGUUUGCUGGAAAACAAAUUGGGGAGCCGCAUCGUAGUAUCCACAGAGCAUGUUGAAGUUGCAAGCUUAUGCCCAGGCCAGGAAAGUAUUGUAUCAGAGCUCAAGCAAUUGUCUGCUGAACAAACCAUCUAUGCUUUCUACCGGCAGAGUUCUCAUGGCGUUACAUAUCCAUCAAAGCCAGCAUCGUCUAGCUCAAAGUUACCCAACAUCGCUGAGAAUGAGAUACAAGAAGACCAAUCCAAUGCUGAUGUUGAUGGAAAUAUCACAGUGCAAAAGAGGUUCACACGCACCUACACAAUGACAGGUGUUCUGGAGGAAUUUCAGCUUAUUGGGCGAGAGAAAGAAAAAUCUGAUAUAAUUGAACUAAUUGGAGAACAAGCUAGAACCCAUCAAUUUCAGGUGAUAGUAGUAUGGGGAAUGGGUGGUCUUGGAAAAACCACUCUAAUAAAAAAUGUUUUCCAGAGCAAAGAGGUCAAUGGCUUGUUUGAAAAAUAUGCUUUUGUCACGGUCUUGCGACCUUUCAAGCUUGAGGAGCUCCUUAGGAGCUUGGCAUUGCAACUUGAUGCAAACAAGGGAUCAAUGGACUUUGCAGGUGACACCCAAAAAAACAUUGCUUUGAUGGGAGUUGCAGACUUGAUUGAAGUGUUGGGUCGACGUUCAGAAGGAAAGAGUUGUUUGAUUGUUCUCGAUGACCUCUCAUCUACAACAGAAUGGGAUGAAAUACUGCCAAGAUUACGUACAAUGAGAGAUCUGGUCGUUGUGAUCACCACAAGGCGAGAGGAUAUUGCUAAGCAUUGUUGCAAAAAACCGAAGUGCAUACACUUGCUCAACGGUCUUGAAGAAAAUAAUGCAAUUACCCUGUUCACAAGAAAGGUAUUUAAGAAUAUGACUACUGAUUUGGCUGAGCAAUAUCCUGCAUUGGUUGAACCAGCAAAACUAAUCCUAAAGAAGUGCAAUGGACUUCCCCUUGCGAUAGUCACCAUUGGUGGCUUCUUGGCUGAUCAACCAACAAAAACUGCUGCAGAGUGGAGGAAACUGAAUGAGCAUAUCAGUGUUGAGCUGGACAUGAACCCAAAGUUUGAGGUCAUAAAAACAGUCCUCAUGAAAAGUUAUGAUGGCCUACCCUAUUAUCUCAAGUCUUGUUUCUUGUACAUGUCCAUCUUCCCUGAAGACCGCAAUGUUAGCCGGAGACGUUUGGCUUACCGAUGGAUUGCUGAAGGUUAUGCACGAGACAAGGCCACAGCAGAUAGAUACUUCAUGGAACUCGUAGAGAGAAGCAUGAUAUUACCAACUCAACAAUCAGUAUGCAGCAUACAAGGAUUCGACUCGUGCCAGCUACACGAUCUGAUUCGUGAUAUCAGCAUUGCAGAGUCAAUGGAGGAAAAUCUUGUUUUCAGGCUGGAGGAAGGCUGCAGCUCGAACACGCACGGUGCAGUGCGUCACCUUGCCAUAAGCAGCAACUGGGAGGGAGAUGAGCGUGAGUUGGAGAGCACCGUGGAGCUGUCCCGUAUACGGUCAUUGACAGUGUUUGGUAAGUGGAAGCCAUUUUACAUUUCUGAUAAGAUGAGGUUUCUUCGGGUGCUGGACCUGGAAGGAACAGAAGGGUUAAGAAAUCAUCACCUUGAGCACAUUGGGGAGCUUCUUCAUCUAAGAUUCCUCUCUCUACGAGGGUGUCAUGAAAUCUUUUACCUUCCAGAUUCAGUGGGUAAUCUGAGACAACUUGAGACACUAGACAUUAAAGGGACGGGUAUAGCUAUGUUGCCCAGAACCACCAUCAAGCUUAGUAAGCUAUGUUAUCUGCAUGCUGGUAGCGGUUCAGGGGAUAAUGAGAAAACUUAUUUUUCAAAGUGCGAAGACAUUUGUGAAAUGCAACGUGAUUUAUGUGUAGGAUGCUGCUCACUGGAUCUUUCAGACUUGGAUGGAUUUGGCAGGUGUGAGGCUUUCCAUCUUGUUUGCUGCUUAAUGUACCCUAAUAUCAUUAGGGGCAUAGAGGAUUCUGGUGUUAAGGUGCCAAGAGGGACCAGGAAACUGAAGGCCCUGCUUACACUGCGGUAUGUGCACCUUGCCUGGGGAAGUGCCGUUAUAAAAGAGAUAAAAGGUCUCACCGGCCUGCAGAAGCUAGGAGUGGUUGGUAUCAACAAGAAAAAUGGUUCGGGUUUCUGUUUAGCCGUUUCCAGUCUUAGUCGCCUUGAAUCGUUGUCGGUGCUGUCAGGUAAUAGCUUAAUUGGUUGUUUGGAUGGCAUGUCCAUGGCUCCGGAAAACCUCCAGAGCCUCAAGCUAUCCGGCAGCCUGGAAAAAAUACCUGAAUGGAUUGGGGUGCUCCAGAAUCUCGUGAAGCUGAAGCUGCAGUUCAGCGGCCUAUCAUGUAACUGUGCAGCCAUGCAGGCCCUUGGGAACCUGCGAAACCUAUCGAUUCUCGGAUUGUGGGAGAGGAAAAUUAAGAUGGAUGUACUCCAGUUCCAGAGUGGCCUUUUUGGAAGACUCGCAGUGCUCGAUCUUCUCUAUGAAGACAUGGAAAUCAAAUUAGUGGCAUUUGAGAAAGAUUCAAUGCCUAAUCUUAAGUUUCUGAGCCUUCGCCUUGAAGAUACUGAAACUGCCUUCUCUGGGCUAGAACUUCUCCAAAGCAUCAAGGAAGUAGGGCUCGGCGUUGAUUUUACCACUCGUUCAAUGGAACUUCCAGGAGAUAUGGGAUUGGAAGAGCGUUAUAAAGAAGAAGAAAACAAAACAAAACUCAUGAAAGACAAAUUCAAGGAGGAAUUGUGGAUCAAGCUUGAGAGGAAUAAAGGCCAUCCCGUCUUGAAGGUGGAAUGA